AUGGCAACGACGACGACGACGACGACGACGACGACGACGACAGUGAUCGGUUUUGCGAUUCGGCUGCUGUGGACGACAAACCUGUUGGCGAUCGCAGUCUCGUCCAACGUUCAGCGCACCAGCACCAGGCACGGCGAAGUCUGGUACGCGAACGUGACGGGCGAUCUGUUGCUGGGAGGGCUGUUCCCCGUGCAUCGUAAGGGCAACGACGGCAACAGCUGCGGCGAAAUUCAGACCGAAGACGGGAUUCAACCGCUGGAAGCGAUGCUGUACACGAUCGAGCGCGUCAACGAAGAUCCGAGGAUACUGGCGGGCGUACGACUGGGCGCGCUGGCGUUCGACACCUGCGACAACCCGACCUACGCGCUGCAGCAAGCGUUUUACUUCGUCAAGGGUUUCAUGGCGCGUGGCAAUCGACUCGGCGAGGAGGGCUACCGCUGCGAGGAUCGGAGCGUGGCAAAGUUCUUGGACGGGGAAUUGGAUCGGGUGGUGACGGUGCUCGGCGCUCAGUCGAGCUCGGUCACCAUUCAGGUGGCGUCGGUGCUGGCUCUGUUCCCGGUUCCGCAGAUCUCGUACAUGGCCACGUCGCCGUUUCUCAGCAGCAAGGAGAGGUUCCCGCGGUUCUUCCGCACGGUGCCGAGCGACGUGAACCAGGCGCGAGCGAUGCUGGAGAUUCUUCGCGAAUUCAAGUGGUCGUACGUGUCGGUGGUUUACACGGACUCGGAGUACGGGGACCACGGAUACGAGACGCUGACUUCGUUGGCCAGCGAGUACUCGAUAUGCUUCAGCGCGCCACAUCGAAUCAGCGACGAUCGCUUCACCGAGAAGGAUUACGACCAUGUGAUCCUCACGAUCGCCGAGAAGACGGACGUUCGAGUGGUGGUUUUGUUCGCGGAGAAGUCGGCGACACUGCGUGUGCUGGAGGCGGCGAGGCGAGUCGGCGUUGGUUCGCGGUUCGUUUGGUUGGGCAGCGACUCGUGGCCGGAUCGUCGGGACGCCGUGGUCGCCGAGGACACGAUCGUGUUGGAGGGAGCACUGGCGGUUCAGCCGCUGUACGCGCCACUAUCGGGCUUCGACGAGUACUUUACCGGACUGACGCUCGACCACGAACGCAACAAUCCUUGGUUCCGUGAGUUCUGGCGAAUUUAUCACGGUUGCACGGAUAACGACGAGACCGACGACAAAGUCGGCGGCGAGCGUGUCGCCUGUCGGGACCCGAGUUUGAAGAUCGAGCGGAGAAACGGCUACAAGCAGCGAAGGUUUCUGCACUUUGUCCGAGACGCGGUGUACGCGGUGGCUCACGCCCUCGACGACAUGCGAGCGGACGUGUGCGGCCGAGGCUAUGUGGGGCUUUGCGACGCGAUGCGUCCCCCGGACGUGGACGCGUUCGCCGGUUACCUGGCCAACGUCUCCUUCAAGGACGUGGUCGGCAACGGAUUUGGGUUCGUGGACGGGGUCGACGGGCCACCGAGGUACUCGAUCCUGAAUUAUCAGCGGACGGCGAACGGGACGUACCACUGGACGGACGUCGGGAAUUACACGCUGAACGAGGAAGGGCGAGCGGAGCUGCGGCUGGAUCGGAGGAGGUUGCGGUUUCGGGGCGAGUCGCUGCACCGGUUCCCCAACUCGUCGUGUUCCCAGCCGUGCGACUCGAAUCUCAUCAUGGUGAGGAACAAGGAGGACCCGUGCUGCUGGAGCUGCCAGAGCUGCGGCCUCUAUCGGUACAAGGUGGACGAGCAGCGGUGCGAAGAGUGCGCGCCGGGCACCGUCCCGAGGGGAAACGGCACCGGAUGCGAGCCCAUUCCCGAGCAGUUUGUCGACCACUCGAAUCCAUGGGCGAUCGUCGCCAUGGCGAUCGCGAUUUUCGGUAUGGCGCUGACCGGGUUCGUCUGCACGGUGUUUUGGAUUUACCGGGGCACGCCGAUGAUCAAAGCGUCCGGCCGAGAGUUGUCGUUCUUGUUGCUGACCGGGGCGUUCGGCUGCUUCUCGAUGACGUUCGCGGUGGUGGCCAAGCCGAGCGUCGAGAGCUGCGCGGUGGUUCGCUUCGGCAUCGGGUUCUGCUACACCGUUUGCUACGCCGCGCUCGCCACCAAGAUCAAUCGAAUUCACAGGAUAUUCAACGAUCCUGGCCACAGUCCGCGCAGACGACGGUUUACCAGUCCGACGUCUCAGCUGACGAUCGCGUCGAUCCUCGUCCUGAUAGAGACGGCGUUCGACGCUGGCUGGUUGCUCAAGGAACCACCGGCGAUCGAGCACUCGUACCCGAGCAGAGAUGCGAACGUCCGUGUUUGCCGAGACUCCGAGGACGGCUCCUACGUGAUCGGUCUUCUCUAUCCGUUCCUGUUGACGGUGGCGUCCACGUUCUACGCGGUGAAGACGAGAAAGUGCCCGGUGGGGUUCAACGAGACCCGAUGCAUCGCGUUCGCCAAUUACGCGACGAUCGUGCUCUGGCUGGCGUUCGUGCCCCUCUACAUGGCCUCGACCAGCAACGUCGUCAAGGUCAUCACGCUGGCGCUUUCUCUGUCGCUGAACGGGCUGGUGCAGCUGCUCUGCCUGUUUCUGCCAAAGGUUUAUCUGGUGCUGGCCAAGCCGGAGAAGAACACGAGGAAGCUGGUGAUGGCCAGACCGCCGGCGGCCGGAGGCUUCUCUCAGCCGACCACGCCCGCCACCGUCACGCCAGUCACGCCAGUCACGCCCGAGCCAAUGUCCACGUCGCCCUCUUUCCUCGAUUCCUCCAAAUUCCUCUCCAUCGACCGUUCUUCCCUCCGUUUCGACCAAAUUUCUCUCUGACUCGUUGCGACUCGCCUCGUUGUGUUCAUCCUUCGGCCUCGCUUCUUUCCAAAGAGAAGAAGCUCCUCUCGUCCAUCCUCUCUCGUCCACCUCCCGGUCCUCGUCGAGGGACGAAACGAAAUUGAAACGAGGUAAAACGAAACAUUGGUCGCGUUUAUUUGUUUGCUCGAAACCACAAACUGUCGAGAAAAAAAGAAAGAAAGAAAGAAAGAAAAGAAAAGAAAACAUGCCUUAAAACUAAAAAAUCGAUAUUCGUCGACGCGAUCGAUCAACGUUCAUUCUUUCCUCCUCCUGGCGCUUCGUUCGCUGGAAGACAUCGACACCUGAUCGUCGUGCCGAACCGAAUCGAA
Molecule: messenger RNA, 3140 nt
Organism: Frieseomelitta varia
Lineage: Eukaryota; Metazoa; Arthropoda; Insecta; Hymenoptera; Apidae
Product: metabotropic glutamate receptor 6-like
Exons: 12
Coding region: 1-2790 (929 amino acids)
Biological process (GO): G protein-coupled glutamate receptor signaling pathway; regulation of synaptic transmission, glutamatergic
Cellular component (GO): membrane
Molecular function (GO): group II metabotropic glutamate receptor activity
Source: RefSeq, a predicted model, not a curated record